AUGAACGACCUACAAUGGUCUUUACAGUUCAGCUCAGUGAGUUCAGUACUGAAAAGGUCACUGCUAUGCUUGGCACUCAUAUUGGCAUUGUAUCCGUUAUUAAGUCAACAAGAGCUUACAGCACAUUCCAUAACAAGCUCAAGAGGCACAAGCAAAAUGCAUGAGGCCUUAGCUCUGUUACCCCAAGGAAGUUCCGUUUCUGGGUCUUUUCAACCUCAGAUGUCUGCUUUGACCAACGGCAAUGUCACUUUGGAAAGCAUCAGCGAACGGUUGGCUCGUAUGGACGACAGCUUGGCGGGUCUCAUCCAGGGGGUUCUGACUGUCCAAAGAACGGUGUUUAAUCUGGAACAGCUUCAGGAGCUGCUGGUCCUUCUACUGGAAGAUAUUCUCAAACAGGUAUGUCUGUCUGAAAAAUCUUAG
Molecule: messenger RNA, 420 nt
Organism: Candidula unifasciata
Lineage: Eukaryota; Metazoa; Mollusca; Gastropoda; Stylommatophora; Geomitridae
Source: the annotation of a GenBank genome assembly